Gymnodraco acuticeps is the source of this 4586-nucleotide messenger RNA. RefSeq names its product ras-related protein Rab-39B. The coding region runs from base 121 to 762 and encodes 213 amino acids. Gene Ontology annotation, molecular function: GTPase activity; GTP binding. NCBI's taxonomy places the organism in Eukaryota, Metazoa, Chordata, Actinopteri, Perciformes, Bathydraconidae. The record is from RefSeq and is a predicted model, not a curated record. The transcript is spliced from 3 exons. Gene Ontology annotation, biological process: Rab protein signal transduction. Gene Ontology annotation, cellular component: Golgi membrane.
AGAGAGAGAGAGAGAUGAGAGAGAGACGGGAGAGAGAGACCGGGGAGAGAGCGACAGACAGACCGGGGAGAGAGCGACAGACAGACCGGAGAGAGAGCGACAGACAGCCAGACAGACAGCAUGGAGGCCAUCUGGCUGUACCAGUUCCGGUUGAUCGUGAUCGGGGACUCCACGGUGGGGAAGUCGUGUCUGAUCCGCCGCUUCACGGAGGGUCGCUUCGCCCAGGUCUCAGACCCCACGGUCGGCGUGGACUUCUUCUCCCGCCUGGUGGAGAUCGAGCCGGGCAAGAGGAUCAAGCUGCAGAUCUGGGACACCGCGGGGCAGGAGCGAUUCAGGUCCAUCACCAGGGCGUAUUACCGUAACUCUGUGGGCGGGCUCCUCCUAUUCGACAUCACAAACCGUCGCUCCUUCCAGAACGUCCAUGAUUGGCUGGAGGAAGCUCGCAGCCACGUCCAGCCGCACAACAUCGUCUUCCUAUUGGUCGGCCACAAGUGUGACCUGGAGGCACAGCGCCAGGUAACUCGGCAGGAAGCAGAGAAGCUGGCGGGGGCGUACGGGAUGCGCUACGUCGAGACGUCGGCCCGUGACGCCAUCAACGUGGAGCACGCCUUCACCGAGCUGACCAGAGACAUCUUCGCUCUGGUGCGGACCGGAGACAUCACGAUCCAGGAGGGAUGGGAGGGCGUGAAGAGUGGGUUCGUCCCCAAUGUGGUUCACUCCUCGGAGGAAGUGACCAAGAGCGACCGCCGCUGUCUGUGUUGAUAUGGCAAGAGUUUUGGGAACUGAAGAUGAAAAGAGGGAAGGGAUCCAGGAAGGAUUCAGAGGAGAGUGGGCUGAGAUGUCAGCCCUCUUGACUUUAACCCUCUGUGGUUCAGACUGGAUACGAAAGGAGAGGUUUGAGGACUUUUAAUAAAAGGUAAAAACCAGACAAGAACACCUUGAACGUGGGUGGACACAAAAGGGUUGUGCCCAUAUCUGUUUUAUUUCCCAGAGAGGAAGGAUAACAGAUGCUCAUUUACUCACGAGGGCUCAAAUUAUUUGUUUUGGUUUGGGCAUUUUGCUUGAAAAUCUCACCCUUAGCAUCUUAGAAAGGCCUUAGGAAGAGGAUCCAUUUGGGUUUUUCGCCAAAAUCAAUGAGACUAAUCUUUCUUUCACAUUCACCUCGCCUUCCACUAAUCUCUCCUCCAAUAUGCAAUUACAUGAUCACUUAGGAAAUGAUCACUUUACGUUGGGGUGCAACAUCCUCAGAGCACAUAUUAUUUUAAAAAAGUCAAGUGGGCACCCUUAGAUCCCUCGUUAACAAGAGUCUUGUUUAUCUUGUGCUGACAUUUUGCUCCACAUUCCACUAUCAGGGGUCAAUGGAGGAGUCCUGGAGGGCCUGCGUUUAAUGAGGGAUUUCCUUUCCUGGAGCUGGGAACACUAUUUCAGCAAUUAAGGCAUCCUGUGAGCUCAAUGACAUUGACUUCAUGGUAAUAUCCAGUAUCAUUCUGCUAAAUACCGCACUAUAAUAAAACGUUGUCAUCCAUCCAGUUCCUAAUGGACUCCUUUAGCAGGUUAAGACAACGUGUACAGCUAAACGGACCGAGGUGGACUAACUUACGACACCUCAUUGUAUGCCUUGAACUGGGGAAUUGUUAAGAUUGACUAAUAGGAGUGUUGGAGCCAGAAAGCACUUUAACAGCCAAGUUUAACUUAACUGUGGAGCCUCGUUUGGGACUACAGACGAACACAGAGAUAAUGUAUUCCUUGAAAGCAAAGAGACGGACCAGACCAUGGACUCCAAACAACAAGGGCCACAAUAUCCACAAUGCACGCAUACAGGCAAUAUAAUCAUGCAAAGAAUGUCCAAUUGGCGGGCGUUAAAUCAACCCAACACAGAUACAGGCAGACGGAAAAUUACAAGGUUAAACUUUGUCCUGAUUCAGUGGUUUACAUGCCUUUAUGUUUGUGCGCAAGUCAAUAUCACAAACAUUUAUUUUCAUUUUUAAAAUACUUAAAUGCAGCAGGUUGAUGGUUCAUGGUUACUUGGGAUUUUGAUUUGCCUAUCCUUGCUAUGAUGUCUGUUCUAUUUCUUUCUUUCUUUUUGAAAUCCAUUUAUCCACUGUCUUUCCCCCUGCAGCUCAUAAUUACAGUUACAUUUUCCCACACUGUAUGCCUUCUUUUUACACGUCUCCAAAGCCUUCUGCUUUAUAUUUUUACAUGAAUGUAUCAGCAGGGGAAAAGGCGAGGUUUUUACACAAAGAAAUGUGUGAACGAGUCAAUGCAAAACACUUGGAGAAAAGCGCCGCGCAAUAUCUUAGAGUGAAAUACUUCCAGACAUAAGAAAAAUGUAAUUCAAGUAAUGAUCUUUAAAUUCAUUCCAGAAAUAAUAACACAUAAAAGAUUUGUGUUUUUGACAUUGAAUAUUGUUUUUUCCUUAUAAACAGUUUGCUGUAUUAUCACCAGUACUGAAUACUUAAAUACUUUUAUCCACAACCACCCACUCGUUUAAAAUACCUGCAAUAAAAUACUCUUGUGUCCUCUAUACAUCUCUAACAAAUAUUGUGUUAUCCUUAUUAAUUUGUUUCCCAGUCAAUAAUGAUGUUUGCCUUCUCAUAUAAUAUUGUUUUGGGUUCUCAUUUCAUUUAUGAGUCUUUAAAUUAACAGUCAUAAUGCAAAGAAAAGUGCAAGCUGAAAAUUAAUAGAUCAACACAAAAAAUAAUUAAUUAUUAAUGCAAAUAUUAAGGUGAGGUGAAGAAAUGCUUGAUUGAGUUACAUUUCCUAAUCCGUCUCAUGUUUCAUGCCAGAUUGUAAUAUCAGACUCCAUGACGUAACAAUGUAUUUUUAACUGUUGUUGAAAACAUUGAAAUCUUGUCGAUUCUGAAAGAUUAAAUGUUUUUGGCUUUUUCUCUUGGUUCACUGUUAAACGAUUGUAAUUAACACAUCUUAAGUGACAGAUUUGAAUUAUUUCUUGCUGUCAUACUGUCUAUUUUGUGACAUAUUGACUGGAUAAAGGAAGAGAACAGAGAGAAGUCAGGUUAACCCCAGACAGCUGAUUCUAGUAAAACCCAAUUCGAUCAGUGUGUGAAACAUUGAGCCAGCAAUUAAACGCUUAAAGACCUCCUUUAAUUGAGAGGCCUCUUCUCUCCCAGAAGCUGCUAACUGUCUGCAAGAGGCUGUUAAUGUUUUGGCCUCACAUGACACAAAUACAGUAUGUUUCCUUUCAGUAAAUCACAUGAGGUUUCUGAACUUGAAAGCAGCACUCGUUUCCAGAGGAACUAACUGCACAGGGUGACUUACUGGCACUGCACUGUUCUCAAGAAGGAUCUAACUGAGGCUUUCAUACACAGAAUACAUAUUACUGCCUAAUUUACUGAACAUGUCAAGUUAACAGGUCUUUAUCAACACACACACAAGCUGAAAAUAGGGUGCUGCUGUAACUCUAGUCAAAUGUAUGUAGAGAUUCAGAUUGAAAGUCUCAUAAGGAUUUAGCAUUUAUUAUUUUGUUUAAUCUGUACAACAAAACAAGAUGUAAAAAUGGCAUAUCUUACUUUUGAAGGGGAAUUAUGUGCUGGAAUAUUAAAUGAAGUCUUGUCAUAGGUAGAGAGUUUCAGAUUUUGGACAGAAAAUCGCAGUUUACCCGUUUCCAGUCGUCAUGCUAAACUAAGCUAACAAGCUGCUAGCUGUAGCUUUAUUUGUAUCACACACAGUUAGCCCCAAGUUGAGUCCAUCAUGAAAUAUUGUUAGAUUUCAUUUAAAAGGCUUAGCUAGGGUUAUUUAUGUGACUUAAGUUUAUGUUAUCUGUAAUGCGUGGGGCACAAACUGGGGCUAAUUUGUGUUGAAAAUUAAGCUAACACUAUCAGACAGCUAGCCUAGCAAUACAAGUGAAAACAGGGUAAAACGGCGAGUUUCACUCAUCCAAACAUAGUAAAACAAUCCAACUAGAAGCGCCCUGACACUCACUUUUUAAGACUGCUUUAAAUUACUGCUUGUGGACCAGCACACUUUUUGCUACCUAGUUUGUGUGCUAAUCUAAUCUAGCAGACUGCUGUUUGUUGCUUCAUAUUUACCAACAUGCCAUUGGUGUCAUUUUUUCAUAUAGAAGCUCAUGUGCAUUGUCAAAUCCUUUAAAGCCUCGUCAUUAUUUAAAAUGUUUUGCCAUGUCCAUGAUGUAAAAGGAAACGUAUCUGUAAAGCCUACGGGGGAUGGGAAAUGAAUGUCCAUGUUUGUGUGUAAUUUCUGGGAGUUGUUAACAUUUUGCACAUGAAACGCCUCAUGACUUUCCAAAUUACUCUUUAAUUUGACUUUGCACAUAGAUAUGUUUAAAGGGGAGGAAGGGAACAUACAGCUGUCUUUUCUACCCUGCCUCUCUGACAUCAAAAGCAUGAAUCUGUUGGGUGACAACAGCUAUUCCCUGCCCUCAGUGUAACCCUUCUUCUCACAUGAGCCGUGGUACGACAACAACUCAUUUAUUUUCAACCCUCGGAGAUGUACAGACAAUAUCACUGUCCUCAAUCCUGCUGGGUUACAUCGGACAGUCUCUUGCUCCGCUCCAGUUAUCUCUCAACACACUGAAAUGUACUAAAAAUAAAUAAAAUGUGACUUAA